This is a messenger RNA of Ctenopharyngodon idella (grass carp), 2352 nucleotides long. It is a transcript of the gene gas7a, whose product is annotated as growth arrest-specific 7a. Gene Ontology annotation, biological process: actin filament polymerization; neuron projection morphogenesis. Bases 223 to 1479 code for a protein of 418 amino acids. NCBI's taxonomy places the organism in Eukaryota, Metazoa, Chordata, Actinopteri, Cypriniformes, Xenocyprididae. The record is from RefSeq and is a predicted model, not a curated record. The transcript has 14 exons. Gene Ontology annotation, molecular function: actin filament binding. Gene Ontology annotation, cellular component: actin filament; plasma membrane; cytoplasm.
GAAAAAAAAAAAGUGCUUAGUGACAUUCAGGGUAGUAAUUCUUUCUGUGUCUUUCGCACUGACCAUAGGUCAUUUGAUGCAUGAAGGAGUGAGAAGUUCCAUGUGUGAGAAGUUUGGCUGCCUCUCUUGAGACACUUGGACGGCUCUUAGAUGUGCACAGUGCCGUAUGUACUUUAAGUGGACUUCUUUUCACAUCGCUGAGAAAGGCUUGAUUGAAGUAUUAUGCAGCAGCCGGUAGUCUCCUGCUGUAUGCCAACAGAGGAAAUCGAGAAUGCGUCUCUUCCUGUGGGUUGGAAGAGCUACAGAUCACCUGAGGGACGGAAAUACUAUGUCAACACAAGCACUAAAGAGACAACUUGGGAACGGCCAAGCACAUCCACCACCAUCUCAAAGGCUACUGGGUCUCACCAGCAUUCAGUAAAUGGACGUCAGCCUCUCGGAGCCUCUGGGCGUGUGCUGGAGCAUCCAGAUGUGUCCCUUAGGAAAACCAACAUCAGCAACCAGAGCCCAGGGUCCACAUCCCCGGCCAGGAGGCAGAAUAAGGAGAAGGAGAUCAAGGAGACCAAAAUCACUAUCAACUGCGUCACCUUCCCUGUGCCCAUGUCUACGCCGGAGCAGCAGCUUCUCAAGCCCAAUGAAUGGAGCUACUGCGACUAUUUCUGGGCCGAUAAGAGGGACCCUCAGGGGGCCACAGUGUCAGGGUUCGAGGUGCUGCUGCAGAAACAGCUGAAGGGGAAGCAGAUGCAGAAAGAGAUGGCAGAGUUCAUCAGAGAAAGGAUAAAAAUCGAAGAGGAAUAUGCCAAGAACCUUUCCAAACUCUCCAUGUUUCCAAUGGCAGCACAAGAGGAAGGGACUCUUGGAGAAGCUUGGGCUCAACUCAAGAAGAGUCUAGCUGACGAAGCCGAGGUCCAUCUCAAGUUCUCCUCAAAGCUCCAGAGUGAAGUUGAGAAGCCUUUACUAACCUUCAGAGGGGACAACUUUAAGAAGGACAUGAAGAAAUACGACCACCACAUCGCUGACCUGAGGAAGCAGCUGGUCAGCCGUUAUGCUGCAGUGGAAAAGGCAAGGAAGGCUCUAGCAGACAGACAGAAGGAUCUUGAGGUGAAAACACAGCAGCUUGAAAUCAAAUUGAGCAACAAAACAGAGGAGGAUAUUAAGAAAGCCCGACGGAAAUCCACGCAAGCAGGUGAUGAUCUGAUGCGCUGUGUGGACCUUUACAACCAGGCUCAGUCAAAGUGGUUUGAGGAGAUGGUCACCACAAGCCUGGAGUUGGAGAGGUUGGAGGUGGAGCGGGUAGAGAUGAUCCAGCAGCAUCUGCGUCAGUACACCACACUGCGGCACGAGACCGACAUGUUCAACCAAAGUACGUUGGAGCCGGUGGACCAGCUCCUGCAGAGUGUGGACCCAGCCAAAGACAGAGAGCUCUGGGUAAAGGAACACAAGACAGGAGAUCUGAGACCUGUGGACAUGGACAUCUAGACCACACACACACACACACACACACACACACACACAUUAUACUAUAUGAAUCUACCUGCAUGCCUGUCUACCUGAGUACUUCAACCUCUCAGCCAAAGCCAUACAGGUAUCAUCCCUUGAAGCACUGCUUGUUUUGUGGAUUUCCACUGAAAAUAUUAGAUAAUUACAAAAUCAAAGCUUUAUAGAAGAUUUUCUUAGUGUCAUGUGGAAUGAGUGGCAGGAAAGGACAGCAGCCACAUUAUGAAAUUGAGUAGACUUCCAUAUAAUCCUGCAUGACCAUUGAAUAACUUCAAGAUGCUACUUAAGACUUCCCAGUAUGUCUAUUACAUUAACAUGAAUAAAAUAGUCAAGGUUCCAUUGAUAAAGAUCUGAACAAAUACUGUACAGUAAAACACCUGUUCGUUUGAUUGCCGCAGUGGAUGCCUGUUAAACAAAUUUCAUCCAAUCAAUUCUUUUUUAUCUUUUUGGUGUUAAAGUGAUAGUGUGCUCACAUUGAACUACACACCUAGUUGCAGAUAUUUUCCUGGACUAAAGUGUGUGUCUUAAGCUGCAUUCACACUGACAGCGACUUUGUCGCUGCAUGUCGCCAGUGGCUGGCGGUGAUGUCGCUAGUGGACGUUCCCUAUACUGGUUGCCUAGUGUUGUUUAUGAAUGGCAUUCACGGAUGUUAUUCCAUGUUGUAGACACCGAAUCAGUUUUCUUGCCGCUAAAAACAAACAUUUUGGAGGGAAAAGAUUAAAUAUAAAUGGAAUCAGUACAUAAAAUGCUUUAUAUUAAAGGGUUAGUUCACCCAAAAAUGAAAUUUCUGUCAUUUAUUACUCACCCUCAUGUCGUUCCACACCCGUAAGACCUUCGUUCAUCUUCAAAACACAA